Messenger RNA from Stomoxys calcitrans (stable fly), 1797 nucleotides. RefSeq names its product cardioacceleratory peptide receptor (gene CCAP-R). The record is from RefSeq and is a predicted model, not a curated record. The transcript is spliced from 5 exons. Gene Ontology annotation, biological process: G protein-coupled receptor signaling pathway. The coding region runs from base 279 to 1526 and encodes 415 amino acids. NCBI's taxonomy places the organism in Eukaryota, Metazoa, Arthropoda, Insecta, Diptera, Muscidae. Gene Ontology annotation, molecular function: vasopressin receptor activity. Gene Ontology annotation, cellular component: membrane.
CCAACCAACCAACAACAAAAAAAAAAAAAAAAAUCAAAAUCAAACAAAUACAUCCAAGUGGCCAAUUUCUAGCAAAAACAAAUAAACUAAGAAAACUUUAAGAGGAAAACCUGUCAAAUAAAGAACCAAAUGAUACACACCAGAAGAAAACUAUUUUCCACCCCAAUCAAUCAGUCUUUCUAAAAAAAAAAAACAUUUGGGUUGGUAGUCAGACGUGCCAUAAAACUUCUUCAAAAUUAUUUCUGUUGUUUUUUCUAUUCUAAGAAAAUGUCUUUUUCAUGUUCUUCAUGACAUUUGAAAGUGAAGUUUACUUCGUCUGCAAAACUUCCACAAGGCGGAAGGGAGUUGGAUGGGGAAUGGGCCAGAAGUUAAUAUCCCCAGAUAAGAAAAAAAUCCAAGUUUCUUCAACGACAGAACAAUUUGCCGUCCUUUGGAUUCUGUUCACCAUUAUUGUGCUGGGAAACUCGGCCGUAUUGUUUGUAAUGUUCAUGAAUAAGAAUCGCAAAUCACGCAUGAAUUAUUUUAUCAAACAAUUGGCAUUGGCAGAUCUGUGUGUUGGCUUGUUAAAUGUCCUCACCGACAUUAUCUGGCGCAUAACGAUAUCCUGGCGUGCUGGCAAUAUUGCCUGCAAAGUUAUUCGCUUCUCACAGGUGUGUGUUACCUAUUCAUCGACAUAUGUCCUGGUGGCCAUGAGUAUCGAUAGAUACGAUGCUAUAACACAUCCCAUGAAUUUUUCAAAAUCAUGGAAACGUGCUCGUCACCUGGUAGCUGGCGCUUGGAUUGUCUCCGCCCUAUUCUCUUUGCCCAUACUCAUACUGUACGAGGAGAAGCCUGUGCAAGGUCAAACACAAUGUUGGAUAGAAUUUGGAUCGCCUUUGUCAUGGCAAAUUUACAUGAGCCUAGUGGCGACCACACUCUUUGCCUUUCCCGCCCUCAUAAUUUCGGCCUGCUAUGCCAUCAUUGUGAAGACAAUAUGGGCCAAAGGUUCGAUAUUUGUGCCAGCGGAGCGAGCAGGUUUUGGCAACAAUACCACACGAAGAGCCAGCAGUCGAGGCAUUAUACCAAGGGCCAAAGUGAAAACGGUCAAAAUGACCUUUGUCAUUGUGAUUGUCUUCAUAGUGUGUUGGUCGCCGUACAUUAUCUUCGAUUUGCUGCAAGUGUUCGGCCAUAUACCGCAAACGCAGACGAACGUAGCCAUAGCGACAUUCAUCCAAAGUUUGGCUCCACUCAAUUCAGCGGCAAAUCCAUUGAUUUACUGUCUUUUCUCCUCCACGGUAUUUAGGACAUUAAGUCGUUUUCCGCCCUUUAAAUGGUUCACUUGCUGCUGCAAAUCCUAUCGCCACAAUUCCAAUCCCAAUCGCUGUAACACUGUGGGACGCCGCCUGCACAACAGCUGCGAUUCCAUGCGUACCUUGACCACUUCGUUAACAGUGUCCCGCCGCUCCAAUAAGGGCACCACUCGUGUGGUCAUCUGUGAGAGACCAAAAUCGAAUUCUAUCGCCCACAAUGCCAUGUCGGAGGUAUGAUAGCAACAGCAUUGUGCGCGUUGCUCCAGUGUUAUUUUGUAUCGUUCGACGCGCUUUGCCCCCAUGGAAUAUCUUUAGAUGUAAGAUUGCCUAAGUAAAAACAAAGCUUUAAGCAUUUAAGUUGGCAUGGAUAUGAAAAGGAAAACAAGACGCUGUGUGGAGGAUACAUAAGGCAAGGGUUUACUUAAUGAAUCCAAAAGUUUGUCAUAAUAUUUUAAGAUACUCUAUUUAGGUAGGCAUCAAUUGAAGGCAAAAUGAAGAAAAGUUUAAA